Molecule: messenger RNA, 249 nt
Organism: Miscanthus lutarioriparius
Lineage: Eukaryota; Viridiplantae; Streptophyta; Magnoliopsida; Poales; Poaceae
Source: the annotation of a GenBank genome assembly
AUGGAGGAGGUGGUGGGGCGGGGCAUCAUGGUGAUAGGCGGUGAGCUUUGCUCCCGCCACUGGACCAUCAGAUUGUGUGACAGGAUUGUUUCUGAUGUGAGCGGAGGAGGUGUCAUCGGACAGUAUCCUGUACUGUUACCUGGUGAGGAUGAGUUUGUCUAUGAGAGUUGCACGCCACUGCCCAAAGUACCUGGAUCUGUGGAGGGUUCUUUUUCGUUUGUGCCUGGCAAGUAUGUUCCGAUUAUCUAG